This is a messenger RNA of Exophiala xenobiotica, 1518 nucleotides long. RefSeq lists its product as uncharacterized. The transcript is spliced from 2 exons. The record is from RefSeq and is a predicted model, not a curated record. Bases 1 to 1518 code for a protein of 505 amino acids. NCBI's taxonomy places the organism in Eukaryota, Fungi, Ascomycota, Eurotiomycetes, Chaetothyriales, Herpotrichiellaceae.
AUGAAUGCUACCGACGUCAAUACCAUGAAUGACGAUGCAUUGAUUCGAGGCUGGGUAUCGCAGCCCAACAGCCGAGGAACUUUCGACAUAGCUAUGUCUUACGCGGUGACAAUCUUUCUGUGCAGCUGGUCUUCCAUUUGCGUCAACAUUCCAAGUCCACCUCACCCUCGAACCGAUCUGUUUUGGGACAAAUGGCACAUGUUUUGCCUCUCUAUGCUUGGGCCAGAAUUUGUCUUGCUGAUGGCAAUCGGUCAGUACGUGUCAGCCCUUUCGUCCAGGGAUGCUUUUCAAGACAUUGGCUGCCGAUUCUGGACCGUCAAGCACAGCUCCUAUGCAGAUAUGGGUGGCUUCGUUUUGCAUCCCCGUGGUUGGAAGCAAUUCCCAGUCAGCGCAAAACAGCUACAUUACCUGGUAGCUCACGGAUUUAUCGAUUUGCCCGAACUCACGAAAGAAGAAAUCGGAGAUAAGGAUAUAGCUGAUGGACUCGCAAGGUUCGUAACUUCCUGUCAAAUCAUAUGGUUCUCUUUGAACGUCAUAGCGAGACCGACAAAACAACUCGCGGUGUCAAGCUUGGAAAUGACCACUAUCGGGUUCAUAUUUUGCACCUUGGGAGUCAAUAUCAGCUGGAAAAACAAACCAAUGGAUGUCUAUACUCCGACCCCAUUGCGGUGCGAUUAUACGAUGGACCAGAUUCUCGAGACACGCACGUCUGAAGAUGCACCUGCCCAGAAUGCCGCUGCCCAAGAGGCCGUCCCUCAACAUGCUGCUCCUCAAGAGGUCGAUCCCGUGAACGCUUCUCCACAGAAGGCUGCUACUCAGACGGCUGUCUCCCAGUCCGCCACGCCACAAACUGUCAUCCCUCGAAGUGCCAGGAAGUCGUUCCCGAUGACACCGCUCGACUUCGUUAGCCGCGAGGAAUGGACAGCUACCCUGCUCUGGAGGUAUAACGUCAAUAUUCUGAGAAAACUGCGCAUUGUACGGCAACGGGAUAAAGUGUGGCCAGCCCAACGGAUUUCAUCUUUCAACUUUCCCAAGCUUCCUCGAGGAGCUGCCGGCUUCACCCUAUUCCUUGGCAUGCUUUAUUCUGCGAUAUUUAUGGCCGCAUGGAACUUCGAAUUCCCUUCUGCGAUGGAGCGUUUGCUUUGGCGAAUCUCUAGCUCGAUGACGAUAUGCCUCACCAUUACGAUGGGAUUGGUCAAGAUUCUACCCAGCGUACUCGAAAAGGCGCGGAAUGAGAAACUGCCUGACGGUGAAGCUGAAAAGGGCAUCCUGACACGUUUUGGUCAUGCUUGCAGGGGAGCCAUAAGAAGGUUCGAGGCCAAAAAGAUCAAUAACUCGCCGCUAAAUGAUCCGAACCAGGAUAUUCUUCUGAAGACUUUCCUUUUCACUCUUCCAAUCUGCGCGGCAUAUACGGUUUGUCGAGUGUAUAUAUUGGUUGAGGAUAUCAUUGGUCUUCGAGCACUCCCUGCUAGUGCUUUCCAGACUGUGAAUUGGACAUCGUUCUGGCCACAUUUCUGA